This is a messenger RNA of Trichomycterus rosablanca, 1634 nucleotides long. Its product is annotated as GTPase IMAP family member 9-like. Bases 153 to 1025 code for a protein of 290 amino acids. The transcript is spliced from 4 exons. The record is from RefSeq and is a predicted model, not a curated record. NCBI's taxonomy places the organism in Eukaryota, Metazoa, Chordata, Actinopteri, Siluriformes, Trichomycteridae. Gene Ontology annotation, molecular function: GTP binding.
UGACCAGGUAGAGUCGUACCUAACACAUCUAACACACACUGUCAUCUGCUGAUCUUUACCUGCAGGAGGAGAAGACACAGAUUACAAAGGAAGGGCUUGGAGAAAAGAGUUUGUAACAUACAUCAUCUACAGUAAAAAUCAGAUCUGCUGAAAUGGACCAGGAGGAACGGAGGAUCGUGCUGCUGGGGAGGACUGGUGUUGGGAAGAGUGCAACAGGAAACACCAUCCUGGGAAGAAAUGUAUUUACAUCAGAGAGAUCUACAAACUCUGUAACAGAACACUGUGAACUUGUAGAGACUCUGGUAGGAGAAAAGUUCAUACGUGUGGUUGAUACACCAGGAUUAUUUGACACAGCACUGCCACAAGAUCAGUUAGCGGUGGAGUUGGGCAGAAGUGUUUAUCUCUCACGACCAGGAGUUCAUGCUUUCAUUCUGGUUGUAGAGUUUGGGAGGUUCACAGAACAGGAAGUAAAAAUAAUUGAGAGGUUUCAGGAGGUUUUUGGUGAGCAGGUUACAAAUCACAUGAUCAUUCUUUUCACCCAUGGUGAAGGUAUAAGAGAGGAAAGAAUACAUCAAGACAGAGGCAGAAAUGAACAUCUCAGAAGGGUGUUAGAUCAGUGUGGAAGAAGAUUUCACAUCUUUAAUAAUGCAGAACCACAGAACAGACAGCAGGUCACUGAACUUCUGCAGAAGAUAAACAGGAUGGUGCAGCAGAAUGGUGGAGGAUUUUACGCUAAUGAGAUGCAUGAGGAAGCACAGGGCUCAACCUGGAAAGAAUUCUGGGAAAAACACAAAACACUGUUUUACAUUGGAGCUGGUGUUCUAGCAGCAGCAGCAGUAGGGUAUGUGGUUCUAAGAAAAAAUCCUGUUCAGGGACUGAUGUCAAUGUGGAUGAUGGGAGCGAUUAAGGUGGACUUAGAAGUGGUUCAUAAUGGUGAUUUCCUAAAAGCAGCAGUGGGUGUGGCUGUAGCCCCUGGUAUAGUAGGAGUUUUAGCUAGCAGUAGAAGCAAGAUGUUCAGAAAUUGAUUAGUAACUAAAGUUACAUUGUGUUAAUGACAGUAAUUUACAUUUACUGUAAUCUACACUGUUAUUUUGUGGAUCUGCAUUUAUUUCAGUGUAGUGAGACAUUUAAUCACAUAUCUCUUUGUUUAUGACCUCAUUAAACCUCAUUAUUUCAUUUUCAUCAACCACUCAUCUUGGUCAGGGAUGCAGAGGGUCCGGCUCCAAUAGAAAGCUGGGUUUAAUACAGGAACACCCUGGACAGGGUACUAAUAUAUUGAAGAUUAUUAUUUUAUAUUGUUAUAUUUUAUUUUAUCAUUAUUUUAAGUUGUUAAAUGUUAACAAAUAUAUAAUCUUUCAGUUUAUAGAGGUAACUGAUUCUGUUGGGUGUGUAAAAUUACUACUAUUACCCUUAUUAUUAUUAUUAUUAUUCUGUAUUAUUUUUAUUAUAGUAAAAUAAUAUGGUAAAUCAUUUAACUCAAUGUAAUAAUAGAUUUUAUUGAAACAGAGCAGAGUGUAUCAGGGUUUAAAUUAUACAUUUUUUUCUGUCCACAAUUUUACGUGAAUAUUUUAGAAAUUAUUUUAGCAAUUUUAACUUUGUAAUUUCUAACUAAAAUCAGUUGGCUGGAAAAUGAA